GCCCUGCUGCAGACCCGAGAGCCCUGCAUGCGCCUCCCUCCCCGGGAGGCCUGUCACAGACCUGUCAGCGGAGUCCUCCUAGGGAAGGCCUCCGGCCCGCACUCCUCAGGCCACCGGCCCCGGCUGCGGCCUCCCUUUCUGCCCCUGGCCUCCUGCCCAGGCUCUGGGCCUCAGCCGCCAGCCCCAGGAGUCAGGGCAGCUGCAGGACUGGCUCCUCGGGGUGAAGGGCCUCGGGAGGAUCCCCUCCGGGUUUGGUCAGGACGCCGCCGAGGAGGGGGAGGGCCUGAUACUCGGCCAAUGAGCGGGGCGCUGAGCCGCCGCGUCGGGCAACACCUCUGUCCAGGGCUGGCCCUUCCCGGGCCCGGCAGGUGUGGGGCCGGGCCGGCCGGCGGCCCGGCGCUGGGCUAGCAGGGCCGGCGCGGGGGGCCGGGAAGGGCCGGCCGGCCGCUCAGGUUCGCAUCCAGGGAUUUCAUACACGCCCUCCCUCCCGCUUAUUGGGGUGCCCUUUCGUGUGGGGGUACGGGCCAGCCUGCAGGCCACGAGCCACUUUGACACUGAUAGUAAUGGGCGAUCCACGGAGAGCGGGAAGGAAAGGCUGCUGUGGACCUGGGGCACGGAUUCCGUGGCAGGAAAUCAGACACUAGGAAAUGCAAUAGGAAUUUGAACGGGGGGGCGGGGGGGGGUUCCAGUUAGAGGAAGUGGGACGAAGAAGUAAUCGCAGAAGCUUUCAUUUUCUUUAUUAAAUCUUUCCUAUGGACUUAGAGUAGCUGGACCCAGUUUUUCAGGGUCAAGAGUCAGUAGCUUCUUGUACCCCCCCCAAACUGUACGCUAUGAAGAUUGCACGCUCUCUUGCGCAUCGUGGCCAUCUGCAAAUGAGAUUUGUUCCCGAAGCUCAUGAGAAUCUCAACAUUUUUUGGAGAAUGAGGUGGCAUGCUUUCGACUUUCUUGAUACAACUCACGAGCAUUUCUGGAAACUUUGACCUUGAAGAUGGUGAGUAGCCAGCCAAAGUACGAUCUAAUACGGGAGGUAGGCCGAGGCAGUUACGGUGUUGUGUAUGAAGCAGUCAUCAGAAAGACCUCUGCACGGGUGGCAGUGAAGAAGAUUCGAUGCCAUGCACCUGAAAAUGUUGAACUAGCCCUGCGUGAGUUCUGGGCCCUAAGCAGUAUCAAGAGCCAACAUCCAAAUGUGAUUCACUUGGAGGAAUGCAUCUUACAAAAAGAUGGGAUGGUGCAAAAAAUGUCCCAUGGCUCUAAUUCUUCCCUUUAUUUACAGCUUGUAGAGACUUCAUUAAAAGGAGAAAUUGCCUUUGAUCCCAGAAGCGCCUAUUACUUGUGGUUUGUGAUGGAUUUUUGCGACGGCGGAGAUAUGAAUGAGUAUCUGUUGUCCAGGAAACCCAAUCGUAAAACUAACACCAGCUUUAUGCUUCAGCUGAGCAGUGCUCUGGCUUUCUUGCAUAAAAACCAGAUCAUCCACCGAGAUCUUAAGCCUGAUAACAUCCUGAUUUCUCAAAGCAGGUUGGAUACCAGUGACUUGGAACCCACACUGAAAGUGGCCGAUUUUGGUCUCAGUAAAGUUUGUUCAGCCUCUGGGCAGAACCCAGAAGAACCUGUCAGUGUAAACAAGUGUUUCCUUUCCACAGCGUGUGGAACAGAUUUCUACAUGGCACCUGAAGUGUGGGAGGGACAUUACACAGCAAAAGCUGACAUCUUUGCUUUGGGGAUUAUCAUCUGGGCAAUGCUGGAAAGGAUCACAUUCAUAGACACAGAGACAAAGAAGGAACUCUUAGGGAGUUAUGUAAAACAAGGAACUGAGAUUGUGCCCGUUGGAGAGGCGCUUCUGGAAAAUCCCAAAAUGGAACUUCUCAUUCCUGUGAAGAAAAAGUCUAUGAAUGGGCGAAUGAAACAACUGAUUAAGGAAAUGCUGGCUGCAAACCCUCAGGAUCGUCCAGAUGCUUUUGAACUAGAACUCAGAUUAGUACAAAUUGCAUUUAAAGAUAGCAGCUGGGAAACGUGACACAUACAUUGUUUGCAAAUAUCUCGGAUGGUAUGCUGCUUAUGUUUUCACAGUGAUGCAACAACAUAAUGUGGCUGAAAAAGAAUAUAAAAAGCUAAACUCCACCUUCUAAGGGUUUAGAUUUUAUUGUGGGGUGUUUUUUUUUUUCAUUUUUCUUAAGUCCAAGCUGGCCAUUUUGUUAGUAUGUUUUAAGUGUGUAUUACCAAUGUGGGUGUACAUUUUUUAAAAUGAUCAUUGGAAGUUUGGCAGGAAAAUUCUCUAAGAGCCAAGAGGAGAAGAAAGUCCAGUUUUCUGGAAAUAAGUCUCUAAGUAUUUUAGACAUUCCUUGUCAGUAUUAGGAAUUUCCAUGGAAGAAGAGGUUUGCAUGCUGGUAAUGCAACCUUUGAAGCUUUGUAAAGGAAACAUAUAUGUAUAUAUUUAUGUAUAUGUAAGUAUGUGAAUGUGUGCAUUUUGCAUUCCAUAUGAAGAAAAUGCCACUUCUGUUUAAAUUAUUUGAUGUAGGUUUGGGUUUUUGAGAUUUGCUGGUGAAAUCAGUGAUAAAAAUAAAAGAACCUUCCCUCAUCUUCCUACCCUGUCCUUCCCUCUAAUGAAAUCAUACCACAUUUUUUAUUUUUGUAAUAUUAUACAGCUUUUUUUUUAAGGCAUCAUUUUGGAGGGUCUAAAAUUAUCUAACUAAACAUAAAAUUAAGUGAUCCAAAGCUGCUGAAGUAUGUUUGAGCUCUCCAGUGCCCUAUAGCUGCAGGAGUUGAAUUAGCCAUGCAAUCAUGUGGUAGCAGGUUGGCAAGGACCUUGAUUCAAUCACCUUCUUUAAGUAACCAAGCAUUCAAUUAACCAAUUAAACCACUGCACUGGAACAUGUCUGCACUUGAGCAUCUGCAAUCUGAUAUAAAUCUGAACACAGGAUUCCUCUGUUUCCGAAAACUUUGCUAUAUAUGAACUGCCCUACUUGAUAUAUUAAUUUUUGAUUUCAAGACUUUGUCUAAGCCUCAGCAUAAAGUUGAAGAAAUCAAAAGAAAUCUACCCUCACAUCGCCUGCCCUGAUAUGGUCUCUUGUGUAAUCACUGGAAUUCCUUUCGUUUUAGCACUAAUGCUAUUUUCUCUUGUCUAAUUUGACACAGUAAUGAUAGUGAUAUGGUUGUGUUAAAUGUUGAUCACCUUUUUCUAAAGUGGGAGAUGAUACCUAUACAGUGUGACAAAUGGAUAAAAUAUUGUGGCAUCAAUUAUAUCUUUCAAGUAGAAACAUUAUUGAUUUUAUACAAUCACACUUGGUAUGGUCUAUGUAAAAAACCAAUAGACUGUUACUCUUCUUGAAGUUAGUUUGAUUUUUAACCCUGUAUGGUUGUCUCCAGUUUGUUUUCCUAUAUACAUGCAGAGAAUUAAAGUCUAAGGAAAGUUUUCCUAAAACAGAAUAUUAGCCUUUAAGGUUAGAUAGACUUUAAGACCAUUGUAUCUAGGUUAGUCUUUAUAAAGCACUAGAAUCUUUGGUCAAAGUAAAAAAAAAAAAAAAAAAAAAAAAAAGUAUUAGAAUACUGAAAUUGUUAAUAGUUUCAUGGUCUCCUCGCUUUUUUUUUUCUUGAGUUUUUUUUUUUUUUAAUUGAAGCAUAGUUGGCACCCAAUGUGUCUCCUCAGUUUUUUUGAACUUCUACAACUUUUGGAAUUUUGCUAACAUAAUUUUUCCUUAUUUAAAGUGUAUUUGGGGACUAGAGAAGGUGAAAAAGCACAAAAAAUUAGAGUAUGUAAAAUUUCUGAACUAUGUGUUACUUGAUCUGGAAGUUUGAAAUUUGGACUGAAAGGCUUUAUUGAACUAAAGCCUUUUAUUAUUUUUUUUAAUAAACCUUUUAAAAUAAAAAAAUCAUAUACUUUUAACAUCACUUUCAAGCCAAUAAAUACAAGAAACUUUUUGGAAAUUAGAGGUGGAAAUACACUGGAACCUCAUGACCAUUGACCCUCUGGAUCACCAAAUUACUAUAACACAGAUCUGGCCAAGGGGAUUGAGUUAUUGGAAGUGAAAAGUAUUCUAGUGUCACAUCAGUAAGGUGGCACUUCAGCAGAGAUUCAUGAUGAUUCAGGAGAUAGCAUGCCGGUGCUUCAUUUGCUCUUCAAAUAUCUAUGUGCUUAGAGUCAUGGUUCCCUAAGUACAUAGUUUUGGUCUUGCUUCAUUUAAAAUAGCUAACAAUUACUUAUUUUGAAAGAUUUCACCUGUGAAGUGGAAAUCUUUCCUUCAUUGGCAGCAAAGGUAUGAGGUGAUCAGGAGGUUUCUUCUGGAAUUUUCUCAGUCCUUGUAUUCUAAAAUAGCCUAUGAUACCAAGCAAAAUGAUAGUAAAUUCUUUGUCUCUAUUUGUUCUUUUGGUCAGGAGGUAUUUAUUAAGUACCUACUGUGAGCUCAGCACUAAAGGUCAGUUGAUAAAAUGACAGUUUAAAAAUGGUAUAUAACCCUACAAGCCUUUUCCAGCCAGGAGUAAGAAAUAAAAGGUUAGCGAUACUUGGAAAUUCCUGGAUAUUUGCUAGAGGAAAAACGAAAGCAAGAAUUUGUGCACAGUGCCUUGCCCAUAAUAGGUACUCAAUAAACAAUUAUUAUUCCUCAGAGUCUCUUGCCAUGGUUUAUAGUGUUUUAUGAAAUUUGUCUUAAUUGAAAAAAGACCAAAUAUUUCAAAUAAGCUCAUAGGCAGCUGUGGCCAGUUAAAAUAUGGGGUUGUACAGUUAGUUCCUAGAAUGUUAUUUUGCACUAGAUGUCACUUAGAAAGAUGGGGUUCCUGUAGAUUUUUGGUGCUAAGGGAUACUUUGUCAUUAUGAUGAAGUAAGUGUUAAGUGUCAGAUAAAUAGCACACUGAAUAGUUCUUUCUGCUGGUCUGUUUUUUCCUCUUUGUUGUUGUUGUUGUUGUUUUUAAUUGUAAAAUGUUUAUCAAUCAAACUAUUGUAGCAGCUACAAAAUAAUUCACCAGCAUGACAAAAUGGUCAAAAAAUAAGUCAUCAGCACUUCAAAAAUGAAAGCAACUUUUGAAAUUUUCUUUUAAAAUUGUCAAAUAUAUUUUAUGAAGAAUUUAUAAAAGGGGGAAAUGAUUGUAAUUUAUUGUUCAUGACUGUUUUUUUUUUAAAUAAAGUGAGUUUCAACAACAAAAAAAAAACCCUGAAAUUCUAUAUUGCUGAUUUGGUGGCUCUGUAUAGUUCUGUAGUGCUUUACUUCAUGAACAUAAAAUAGAGGGUAUAAAAUUUGAAACAAUGUCAUUUUCAGCCUUAUCUAUUAAGUGAAACUUUCUGUAAUAGAAGCUAUUACUGAGGAAAAGAUGAUUGGAUUAUAGGAAUUUCAGCAUUUCAAGUUCUCUAAAAUUUUAAUGCUUACUAUCUUGCUGUAUUUGUCAGAAGAACUUAUAUUGCCUGAAAUAAAUGUUUUUUUUUCC
Neofelis nebulosa (Clouded leopard) is the source of this 5412-nucleotide messenger RNA. It is a transcript of the gene PDIK1L, whose product is annotated as PDLIM1 interacting kinase 1 like. Bases 989 to 2014 code for a protein of 341 amino acids. Gene Ontology annotation, biological process: protein phosphorylation. The transcript is spliced from 3 exons. NCBI's taxonomy places the organism in Eukaryota, Metazoa, Chordata, Mammalia, Carnivora, Felidae. Gene Ontology annotation, molecular function: protein kinase activity; ATP binding. The record is from RefSeq and is a predicted model, not a curated record.